CGCGGGUCCCAGCGCCUCCCCGCGUAGCGGGGCGCCCUUGGGCUAGUCGCUUUGCCUCUCUGGACCUCAGCUUCCACGUUUACAAGACAGGCGUAAUGAGAGUCCCUGUCCCUAGGGUCCCGGGGGGAUUAGGUGAUUCUGUCCUUGGAAAGCACUUUGCACGGUUCCUGGAGCCCAGAACCGCGCAAAGUCUAUCUGGCGCUGCUGUUAACAGUAAAGGGCGAUUGCACCGCCACUGUCCACCCUCUUAGCAAGUUGGAGGAAUGGGUAAGUCCCUUUUCAGGUGGGGAAACUGAGGCUACCUGCACAUCCUGUGGUUUUCACAGCAUGAGCCCCUCCGAGCCUCGGUUCCUUUAUCAAAUGGUGCUGGCACAUCCUACCACGGGAUUGCUGAGCAGAAGUUAAGCUCCUGUUGCUUGGAUUUCCAAUUAGGGGCCGAGGGAUGGGGUGGGGAUGAACAAUGAUUACAUUUCACUAAAAUUUUGUCGAGGGGUGUGCUUGCUUGAACACUCGCGUGAAAACUCUCUCCUGAAGUUGCCCAGUGGUUUCGGGCGAGGACAGGACAGGCCGUUCUGGUGGGGGCAGCCCCCGGCUCUCUUUGAGGGGGCACCUAGCCUGCCUUCCGGUUCACCUUCCCCCCUCCCCGCCUCAGGCCUCGCGCCUUCACAGGGGAGGAGCCAGGUGUGUGCCGAGGCUCCCAGGCGGGGGUGAAUUUGAGACAGGUGGCAUCAUGUUUCAUACUCGCAUCAACAUGGUGCAUUAUCUCCAGGAGGUUGUUGAGAGUCCGUGGUGCUCACCAAGUCUCUGCACGUUCUGGGCAAGCUGAGCACAGCUUGACCAAGAGGCACAGGGCUAGGGUGCUGCCCAGGGCAGGGAAGGCUGGGGGCAGGACUGAGCCCUUGACUCUCAGUCUCACUCUGUUCCCCCAUCCCACCCUGGGGGACAUUGUGAGUGUGUCCUUUGUAAGGUUGGGGAAUCCCACCCACAGAGGGGAUGCACGGGAGGGACUUGAGAGUGAGUUCCUGCUAAUUUUCCCUCUGCGGGAUCGUGGGCGGGGCUGCCUGCACACAUCUGCCAGGGGCUUCUCCCGCGUGGGCACUUGGACGUUCAAAGGCUUGCUCUCAAGGGUUUGGAGUGCCGUGGUGAGAUACAAGUUGGUGGAGUGUUCACCGGGAAAGAAGCAGCCCUGGGUUCAAGGCUGCAGAUGCAGACAUGAAAGGAAAGAGGUCUGAAGCUUCUGCAAUGGGCUUUUGUCUGUCCUGCACCUGCUGUGUGAUCUUGGGUUCAUGAACCACCGCGUCCCUGCCCACAAGAGGUACCAGCCCACGGAGUACGAACAUGCGGCCAACUGUGCCACCCACGCUUUCUGGAUCAUUCCCAGCAUCCUCGGCAGCUCCAACCUCUACUUCCUGUCGGACGACGACUGGGAGACCAUUUCUGCCUGGAUCUACGGCCUCGGCCUCUGCGGGCUCUUCGUGGUGUCCACCGUGUUCCACACUGUCUCCUGGAAGAAGAGCCACCUCAGGAUGGUGGAGCACUGCCUGCACAUGUUCGACCGGAUGGUCAUCUAUUUCUUCAUAGCGGCCUCCUACGCACCCUGGCUGAACCUCCGGGAGCUGGGCCCCUGGGCCUCCCACAUGCGUUGGCUGGUCUGGAUCAUGGCCUCUGUCGGCACCGUCUAUGUCUUCUUCUUCCACGAGCGGUACAAACUUGUGGAGCUGCUCUGCUACGUCGUGAUGGGCUUCUUCCCCGCCCUGGUCAUCCUGUCAAUGCCCAACACCGAGGGCAUCUGGGAGCUGGUGACCGGAGGGCUGUUCUACUGCCUGGGCAUGGUGUUCUUCAAGAGUGACGGCAGGAUCCCCUUUGCUCACGCCAUCUGGCACCUCUUUGUGGCAUUCGGUGCUGGUACCCACUACUAUGCCAUCUGGAGGUACCUCUAUCUACCCAGCACCCUGCAGACCAAGGUGUCCAAAUGAAGUGGCCCAGACUGCACGGGUCAUUUGGGCUCUUGGAGCAGAGCCUCACGGGAAGCGUUUCUGCGAACUUCACCCAGCGCACGGUGCCGAGCCUGUCUGCCCUUUCGUGGGAGAGUUCUUGAUGGGUCUGAGGUUGCUUCUGGUGACAGCCAGGCCAUCUCUAGAGUCCCCAGGGAGAGUGAAAGCAGUUAGUCAUUUUUACAGAGGAGAGAUUAACCCUAUAAUGUGUAUCCAAUUUAGACAAGUGUUUCCUAAUACAAGCAGCAUUAACAUCUUCAGGAAGGGAAGCAGACGCUGUCCUGGCAGAUUGGGGACAGACAGGCUAAUAUGUGCUUCUUGGGGUCCUGAGGAACCUGGCAUGAGGCUGGUGGGUCGUUUAUCCCUGGCUGGCCAGGGCCUCCCUCUGUGCUACCAAAGUCCUGGCCGGGGAAUUGUCCCCUCCCUGUUCAGGGAACGUCGCCCAGCUUGUAGAUGGGGUGUGUUGAGUAGCCCUGACCGUGGCAGACACACUCAUCAACCUCAGCCGUGCGUGGUGUCAGCCUUCUUUCCAGCGCAGUGAUCGGGGCAGCCGCUACCUGGGGACGUGGCACUUGGGAUGGAUCCUCUUUGUCCUGCCUGGUGUGCUUGGAAAUGGGUUGGUGGCCAGAGUGGUUUCCAUACGGGGGCCGCACCCAUCUCUUUCUCUCCUGCUCCCAUCUCCCUUCUGGGGAAGCUCCUGGCGUGGGCAGUUAGGGGCAGCGGGGGGAGGCUGAGCCUCACGCCCGAGCAGCCCCCAGUGUCCUGUUCCAAGUGGUUGGUCUCAGUUCAGAGGGGCAUGAGCAGCUGGGGUGAGGAUGCUGUUACUUGGUUAUUUCUUCUCAUCCCCCCCAAAAUCCAGAGGAAUUUCAAGAGCUGCUCCUUCAUAAGAGGGGCAGGCAGAUCCUGGGAACGUGCUCACUUGCACCACGUUUAGGGUUUGCGAUGCCAGUGUCUAGAUUCUCUCUUGGUGCCCGUCAGUGGCCCUUAGAGGCCGCUGAGAUCUGAGAUGUGUCCGAGGGAAGGCAUGUGGAUCCGGGCAGGGUGUCUGGGACACCUUCAACCUCUGAAGUGCCCAGGGGCCCAGCAAUGAGGCUUCCGGGGGCCUGUCCGCACGGCCCCCUUUGGAGCUGGGCCAGCCUCUUGGUAAAAUGCCCCCUGGACAUUUACUGGGAAGGCCAGUGGCAGGCCCAGCUCCGGAGUCUGAACUGGAAUCUCAGAAUCUCUCUGGGGGAAGAGUCUGUCUCAGGUCAGGAGGUCCUUACUCUACGACUCACAGCCAGAGUGGGUGGAUGAGGGGGACAGAGAAAGGGUGCCUUAUGCUUAGCUCUAGCACAUUCCAGGAGAUUCCAGGGCUCUGGCAUCUGGAAUCCUAUGUGUCCAAGCCAGUAUUAAAUCAUCUUGACACAUUCCUCGGACAGACAGCUUGUGAGCUGGGAGACGCUGAGGGGUAAGUUUUGUCCUCCUGCCUGUGUGAGUGUGUGUGUGCAUGUGUGCGUGCGUGUGUCUCUGCACAGGGCCUCCUGCCCCCUGGGGACUGUCUUCUGUAGGCCUGGCCUGUGGAGCUCAGCAAGUGUUUCCUGCUGGCUGGGGUCAGGGUUGGAGGUCAGAGGUUUGCAGGGCAGAGGCUCGCCCCGACUACGGACAGGGACACUGACACUUGACCUCUAGCGGCGCCUGUGGCUGGGUCGGGGAAGCCACGUGGGUUCUGGUUUGCCAUUUAGGAACCUCCCAAAGCAUGGCACUGUGCCAGGCCGAGAUGCUGUUGGGGGCCAGUGACUCGGGGCUUCUUUUGUGGUCCCAUGUCCUCACUGAGCUUCUUGGUCUGACUCCUGCUCCUCCCGUGCCCCUCCUUCUAGGCAUUUGGUCUUAUGUUUCCCAAGACGGCCUGCCCCUUGUGCCCCUGCACCUUAUGAGGUGUGGGUCCCUCUGGUGGGACCUCUGUUUACCCAUAAUCCACUCAACACACUCCUCCUUAUCCUUCAGAGCCCAGCUCAGUCAUCAACAUCAGGGAACUUCUGGCCUUUGUCUGACCUCGGAGCUCCCCUCUGCUCCCCGUCACGCCCUGUGCUCAGAGCCCUGUCCUUCCCCACACAGGUGCAGAUCCUGGAGGGAGGGACUGUGGGGUCAAAUCAGCAUCUUGGGGUCAAAUCAGCAUCCCCCGUUUGUGGGAGCUUGGGCCAGUUCCCUAACCUCUCUGAGCCUCAGUGUUCUCAGCUGUAAGAUGGGUAUAGCAAAGCGGCAUUUUGCAGGGCUGCCUGAAGAUGCGGCAGGAUAACAGAUGCACAACACCCAGCCAGUUCUGUCAGUAGUGGGCUUGGAAGAUGGGCUGGUAACAGAAGAUAAUAAUGAAGAUGACCCUUUUCCUGGGGUGUGGCCAAAGGAAUGAAUCACUAAUGGUGGAGUUUCCAACUGUGGACACAUUGGUGAGGACGCUGGAGGGCAUUCUAGAGGGCCUUGGGUGCACCUCCGUCCCUAGCUCCAACUCAGGACAUGCUUCCCAUAAUCACUUUCUCUUCCUCAGCAUUAUUCUGGAAGUUUUCUAGGAUUCCAUUUCACUGGAGCCCAGACCUGUAUCUCUUCCAAACACAUCACAACUAGUGCAGGAAAGGAAAACAAGUUCCCUAUGCCAGUCCCUGCGGUGGUGAGGCUCUGUCCCGGGAGCAUUCUAGGCCACACACUGGACGUGUGAAGCAGAGAGGGCACACACCGGACAGUCAGGGGCCAGCACUCUCUUCCUGCCCAUCCCUGGGGCCAUCGCGUCCCAGGUGACCCAGCGGAGCUGCUGUCAUGCCCUGAGUUGCUGGGAGAGCAGCGGGCAGCAGACUGACCUGUUUGACGUUCUGAGCUUUUUGGUGACUGCUCCUGAGCUCGAGGGGCACUGCGAGGGCCAGGUGAGCGAAGGCAGAAGGAGGUGGGGUGGGGGUCCCACCUGGUGGGCUCUUGGGAAGGCAUCUGUGAGAGUGGCCCUGGCAACGCACCUCCCACCCACGCCUGGAAGGACUUCCUGUAAGGCCCAGAGCAGAGCUCGGCUAGAGCUGUCCCCAGGGCUGCAGCCUCUUGGCCGGGGAAGGAUUUGAGUCCGGAUCACAGGCAGAGCGGCCCUUCCCGCUUGGCUGCAAGCUGGAGGUGUGGCCUGAGCAGGCCAGAACCUUCUCCUCCCCAUCUGCACCUGGCUCAGCUGGGGGAGAACCCUCCGAAAGCCCUGGGGCGGGAGGGAUGAAGAUGGGCAUGGCAAGUGAGCCUCAAGAUAUAAAGCCACCUCAGUCAUGGGUGGGUGCUCGCACAGUGGGUGACUCAGACAGCCCUGAAAGCUUGCAGAGCAAGGUUGCAGUCCCAGGUUUUCAGCUCACUAACCUCUCUUUUCCGUGCCAGUCUGCAACAGCUGCAGAGAGUUCUCCCCCAGCUCUGCCUGAGUCCCUGCUGUCAGGCUCAGGAAGUGGGGGUGGGGACAGCUCGGGCUGUGCAGGGAGCUAGAUAGAGCAGAUACGGAGGGCAGAUAGAGCUCGGAGGGCCAGGAGACGGGCACCUGUCAACUCUGCCACUGUGCACUGUGUACUCAGAUGCUGAAAUGCGGGCUCUUGGAACAGCCUGGGGGGUCCGGAAAGAGCCAGUGAAAACCCAGCAGCCACGUCCACUGGGUGUGCUGAUGUCACAGGGCUGGUGAUCCGCAGGUGCAAAGACGGGGAGCAGGAAGCUGGGGAGGCAGAGGCUGACCCAUCGGGAGCUCCUCUGGGUGGCAGGCUCUCUGUGCUGUGGUUUUACAGAUGCUCUCUCUGCUGACUGACACACACUGGCCCCGUGGGGUAAGGGUCAUUAGCUGACCUUACAAAGCAGGCAGCCAGGGCACAGAGAGGUUUGUGACUUUCCCAACGUCACCUGGUUUCCAACCAGCAGAGCCAAGCUUGGAAGCCAGGACUGUCUAACGUCCAAGUGUCCUGCCCUUGGCCAGACCUUGCUGCUUCGGAGGAAACCCUCUCUCCCUCAGGGAGGAAAGUGGAGCUUAAAAAAAAAUUGAAUGAUAAUUUUUCAAAACCUCUGGUGUGCAGCCUUGCCAAUUGCCAUGGUGUGACUACUGCCACUGUGGCUUGUUUGGGGCAGCCACGUGGCAUUGCUGAGGAUGGACUAUGUAUGACCAGGUCUGGCGUCCCGCUGCCCAGCAACUCCCAGUGUGCCCACCCUCUGAGGAAGGUCACCAUGGGUAUGGAAUCAGCCAGAACAACUUAGCCCCAAAGGGUCCCUGUGUAAGGUGGGUCUGUCACUGAAACGCUGGGGAACUUCAUUCUAGGAGUUUGGAUUUGGGAGCCAGUCAGACCUGACCCGAAGCUAGCGCUGCACGGAGCAGCUGGCAAGACCCUUGGGCAGGACCUUUGUCCUCUCUGUGCCUCAGUUUCCACAUUUGUAAAAUGGAGAUUGUAAUCAGCAAGUGCUACGUAUCAGAGUUUGGGAGGUUUGUUUUUGUUUUACAAAAAUCUUUUACUGAUUUGGAGACCAAGACUCAGAGAGGCUGAGCAGCUUGUCUGAGGGCACACAGCUAGGGAGUGGCCGACACAUGCUCUCUCCCCUUCCAAACACGGGCACCCCCACUUCAGGGCUCCCAGCCCACGAGAAGCAGCAGCUGUGAUGACAGUGGGCGCCGCCUUCUGCCUCUGCCUGUGCACAUGCUUGCAAAGGUUACAACAAGGGCGUGAGGCCCCACCUGGCAGCUCCGUGCUCAGGCCAGUGUUGGGCAGGGCCGUCCCCAUGGGCAGAGGCUCCCACCCAGAUGGUCAUUCGGGGGAAUGUGUAGCCAUGUGGCUCCGAGUGGCAGGGUGGCUGGGAGGAGGGGUGUGGGCAGGAUGCUCGUGCCCACUGCAGGGGGUGGGAUGUCCCUUUGAGAGUCCACAUCAGUGCAGUAGGUUUGAUGUGCAGGGCCAGAGAGCCAGAGUUAUGUGGACCUUGAACCUGAGCAGGAAGGGAUGGGACAGCAGGCGUGAGACUGGCGUAGGGUUGAGAGCAGGCAUGUGGCACGCCUGGGCCGUGGAGCUGGGGGAGCUGGGGCUGGGCCCGGGUCUGCCCGAUGCCCAGUCCAGUGCUCUUUCCCACACCCACCUCUCUCUCCACUUUCCGGGCACUGCUCUCUUGUCCUGUGUGUAAGGCGACAAGAGGUGCAGCCUGGUACCUCCUCCUGCAGCCUGGCCAUGUGGGGCACGGCUCUUCAGAGAGCCCACUCACAUGUCCUCCUGGUCUGGGAGAGAGGAAAUGCCAGCCCUCCCUGGGACCUUGCGUCCCACAUGCAGAUGUGCCACCUCUGAGCAUGCAGCUGCCUGUGCAUGUGGCUCCUUUGUUCCAAUUUCCAUAUGUCCAAGCUUGGGUGGCACAGAAUCAGGAGGCUUUGGGGCACCCUGGAAAAGGCUCGAGGUAGGAACCAGGAGGUGUGGGCCCUGCUUCCCAUGUUGCUGUGUGACUUGGGCAGAUGACUUCUCCUUUCUGGGAUUUCAUCUGAUCAGCUGUAAAAUGAGCCUGCGAUCCGUCUGCGAGCUGUGCACGUCAGGAAUAAGCACAAAGCCCAUCGGGUGGGCAUGACAGACCCUCCCCAGCUUGAGGAGAGAUCCCUGGGGAGAGCAGGGGGUUGCUUCUCCCAGGAGCAAUGCUGAGACCCUCUUCCAUGUACAGACACCUCUAAUUGACACAACACAGGGAAGAUAAAGAAUCCCACAUGGCAGAGAAACAGCAGGCAUCUGGAGGGGUUCCGUCUGACAUAGCAGCUGUCAGCUGCAGGUGGCUACUUAACUGGAAGUCAAUUAAAAUUAAAUCACAAUCGUCCCACUAGCCACAUUGUAUGUGCUCAACAGCCAGGUGUGGCCGGGCUACCAGCCGUUUUGGACAGCACGGAUAAGGGCACAGUUCCAUCAGUGCAGAACGUUCUGUGGUGCAGCACUGGUGGUUCAGUGAUCUCGAGACCCCUCUUAGAAAUUAUUGAGGACACCAAAGAACUUUUAUGUAGGUGGCCUGUGUUAACAUUCAUCAUAUUUGAAAUUAAAACUGAGAAUAUUUGAGAACAGCUAUUCAUUCAUGUAAAGAUAACAGAUCCACUGCAUGUUAGCUUAAGAAACAUAUUCUUCUAUGAAAAAUAACUAUAUUUUUCCAUACAAAAAAAGCACAGGGAAAAGAGUGGAUUGCUUUGCAUUUUUGCAAUGUCUGGCCCAGUAGAAGGCUGGACUCUCCUGUCUGCUUUUGCGUCCGGUUGGGACGUCACGUGUCAGGGACUCUCUGCAAACCUUUGCUGUGCAUGCGUGAAGGAAUAAGAGGGAAAAAGACAAAUAAUGUCGUAGUGUUGUUAUGAAAAUGGUUAGGCUUCUUGAACCCCCAAAAGGGUGUUGGGGAUCCCUGGAGCACCCGGGCUAAACACUUGAGAACCAACAAUUUGGAGUUUUCCCCUUCAUUUUAUAGCUGGUUUUACUUUAUCAGUGGCAGUUUUCAUAGAUGGAGACCACCCCCUUUUAGCCAUGUUAGCCUGUGUUAGACAGAUCUGGAGACAGGCAGGACACGGGGACGGAGGGGUAUGAGCAAUAGGGCGGAGACUCUGGCUGUUUGAGGACAGGUGCCAUGGGGACAGGACCCGGUCUCAGCAGAUGCUCAGCACAUACUUGUGGACCAAGCAGAGGAGGGUGAGCUUGGCCUUGGCCACUCGGCCUCCCCACCUCCUCCUCCUCUUCUGAGGUUGGGAAGGCUUGCCCAGGGAGCCUCGUGUAAGCAUCAGGGCCCCUUUGCAUCAGGGUUGGAGAGAGGCGAAUUCACAACUGUGGUCUGCAUGAACACUUCCCUGGCCUUUACUCUUGGUGGCCUUGCAUGUCAGAAGACAAAUAACAGAGCCAGUGGGAGGCUCACGGGUUAGUUCUCCCAGCUCAAGUUUGCAGUGAGCUGUGACUCUGCCCUGGGUGGGUCUGCAGUGUGCAAACACCGUGGCCAACCAUGUGCCAGCCCUGGGGUUACAGGACGAAUUAGGCAGGACCCUGGGGUGAAAUCGACAUGGUAUGAGCUGAUUCUGUGCAGUGGUGAGUGUCAAGGGGGCCUCUGAUGAGGGACCUGGAGACGCAUCAAGGUUCCUCUGCAGGUUGAGGGAGCAUUUAUCCAAGUGACUAGCAAGGAGGUUGGUUUUCUUAAAUAUUAAUAUAAAUAUUUUUUCAUUAAAAUAAUAUAUGCUUAUUACAGAAAUUUCACGACAUACAAGCAAGGUAGAGGAUGCUACCAAAGUCUCCCCACCCCACAUAGCCACUCAGCCUUUCAGUGGCUUUUUUUUUUUUUUUUGAGACAAAGUCUCGCUUUGUUGCCCAGGCUAGAGUG
Molecule: messenger RNA, 9317 nt
Organism: Microcebus murinus (gray mouse lemur)
Lineage: Eukaryota; Metazoa; Chordata; Mammalia; Primates; Cheirogaleidae
Source: RefSeq, a predicted model, not a curated record